UUGUUUUUUUUUGCUCGCGAAAUAAGGAUUCCGGCUGAAAAAUUAACUAAUUUAAUUAAAAGCCCAUGCACGUGCAAAGUGUUGGAAGCAUGAAAUAGCCAGGAACACGGCACACAAACACCCAAACAUCCAGACACCCAAUUUUGAGCAAAAAAAGGAGAUAUGCCGCUGCUCCGCAACGCCAACUGGAAGUGGUGGAGCCUCCUCCUCGGUGCUCUGGUCUUGCUGCUGCUGGGACUGAGGAGUGCCGAUGGCUUGUCCUCGCGCGUCCUGGAGCUGAGCGAUCGCUUCAUCGAUGUGCGCCACGAAGGCCAGUGGCUGGUGAUGUUCUAUGCGCCGUGGUGCGGCUACUGCAAGAAGACGGAGCCGAUCUUUGGGCUGGUGGCACAGGCGCUGCACGCCACCAACGUGCGGGUGGGGAAGCUCGACUGCACCAAGUACCCAGCGUCGGCGCGAGAGUUCAAGGUGCGCGGCUAUCCCACGAUAAUGUUCAUCAAGGGCAACAUGGAGUUCACCUACAACGGGGACCGGAGUCGCGACGAGCUGGUGGACUAUGCCCUGCGUAUGUCCGGGCCGCCGGUGCAGCUGGUGACGCGCACAGAGAGCGUCGACAUGCUCAAGGGGUCGCACACGAUCUUCUUCAUGUUCGUGGGCCAGCAGGAGGGCGUCGUCUGGGACACGUACUACGCGGCAGCGGAGGGCUACCAGGAGCACGGCUUCUUCUACGCCACCAGCGAGGACAUUGCCGCGCAGCACUUUGACUUCGAGAAGCUGCCGGCGGUGAUCGUCUACAAGGAGGAGCACCACCACUUCUACCCCCACGGCCAUGUGGCCCACGAGAUGGACCCGAACGAGGUGAACGAGACCAUCUUCCAGUGGGUGAACGUGGAGCGCUUCACGCUCUUCCCCAAGGUCACGCGCUUCAACAUCCACCAGCUGCUGAAGACCCAGAAGUACCUGGUCCUGGCCGUUGUCCAGGAGGACAAGCUCAGCCAGAUAGCCACUCACGAGCUGGAGUUUCGCGACAUGGUCGAGGGUGUCAUCCGGAAGCAUCGGCCGCGCUAUCACAAUAAGUUUCAAUUUGGCUGGAUUGGGGAACCCUCCAUUGCGCAUUCCAUCAUCCUGGAUCAGCUGCCCACGCCGCAUCUGAUAGCCAUCAACUCGAGCACCCAGCACCACUUCAUACCCGACGAUGAUCCCAUGCAGAUGACGCCUCAGGCUCUGCACCUCUUCCUGGAGUCCAUCAGCAACGAGAGCGCCGUCGCGUAUGGCGGCGACACCUACUUUGUGCGCUGCAAUCGGGCAAUCUUCGAGCUGAAGCGUUCCCUCAAGGACAUGUGGAAGGGGAAUCCCGUGCUGACGACCGUCAUCUUUGGCCUCCCGCUGGGCUUCCUGCUGCUCAUCAUGUACUCGAUAUUCUGCGGCGAUUGCCUCGUCACCGAGGAGGAGCAGGACGAGGAUCACGAGAAGAAGGAGUAGUCUCUCGAUCCCGCACUCCGCAUAGAGCAAUUUUUCUACUCCGUUCGUUGUAAGCCAAAUCUAGUCCUAUGUUUAGAGAACCUCAUUCAUCCCAUCCCCCAUCCGCUUGCGAGAUGUUUGC
Messenger RNA from Drosophila subobscura, 1600 nucleotides. It is a transcript of the gene Tmx3, whose product is annotated as protein disulfide-isomerase TMX3. The transcript is spliced from 3 exons. The record is from RefSeq and is a predicted model, not a curated record. Gene Ontology annotation, biological process: peptidyl-cysteine oxidation. Gene Ontology annotation, molecular function: protein disulfide isomerase activity. The coding region runs from base 163 to 1479 and encodes 438 amino acids. Lineage: Eukaryota; Metazoa; Arthropoda; Insecta; Diptera; Drosophilidae. Gene Ontology annotation, cellular component: endoplasmic reticulum.